Alnus glutinosa is the source of this 3101-nucleotide messenger RNA. RefSeq names its product granule-bound starch synthase 2, chloroplastic/amyloplastic. NCBI's taxonomy places the organism in Eukaryota, Viridiplantae, Streptophyta, Magnoliopsida, Fagales, Betulaceae. The coding region runs from base 421 to 2784 and encodes 787 amino acids. The record is from RefSeq and is a predicted model, not a curated record. The transcript is spliced from 8 exons. Gene Ontology annotation, molecular function: alpha-1,4-glucan glucosyltransferase (UDP-glucose donor) activity.
AAGUUCUGGCAGAGGCACUGUCUACUCUGUAGAGGAUAUGUGGUCAGCAGAUAGAAUGGACAGAAUCUCUGAUGCAACAACUGUUCUUAUGCUCCCAAAUUCUCAGCCAAUUUGAACCUAAAUACGCUUCCGUAGUUCCGUAUUCUGCGGCACCCAUUUCAACGACCUUCUGUAGGGAUUUUCUUGUUCCAACUUCGUCCAUUUCCUCUUCUUCUCCUGCGUUCUCAGUCACAAAAUUCAGUUCUCAAUCCCUCCCUGUCUUCCCCUUAUAAUUCCAAUCAUUUUCUACGCAGCUGGGUUUCUACCUCUCUCAGUUUCCUCAACUGGGCGUCCCUUAUUUUCCGCUAAAAUAAUCACUAACUUGUUGUGAAGCAUAUUAAUUACUGCCAGUUCUCUGAGGCGAAACCUCGAACACAUACAAUGGCAUCUAUGGGAUCUCUCCCUUUUACCAUUGAGACAAAGUCAGACAGCUCCAUGCUUCUUCACAGUGCAAACUCUCGCCGACCCAGGUUCCUGUUCUUCGCAUACCGGCCGAGAAAGCCGCUUGAUUCUUCUGGAAAUACCGGUUUAUCAUUUGGGUAUUCGAAAGCUGCGGGAGAAAAUUAUGCCAGUUUAUCAUUAAGCUGUGAUAGACUGAUAGGUGGAUGCAGCAGAGGACAGCAACGGAGAAUUACGCGUCCGAAGGCGACGGGCGGGGGCUUUGUGGUAGGUGAGGAUGGCGGCGAUGAUGUGGAGGAUGCGCUUGAGGCCACGAUCGAAAAGAGCAAGAAGGUUCUUGCUAUGCAAAGGGACCUACUUCAACAGAUCGCUGAAAGAAGGAAACUGGUUUCAUCUAUAAAAAGUAGCAUUAUAAAUCAAGAGGAUAAUGAAGUUUCUUAUGAAGAAAGGGGCAAAUCUUCUCCAAAUCUGGAUCUUGCUUCAGCCAGUGACCGUACUGUUGAUGACCAUAAUAGCAGUAUUGCUUCCAGCAGCUAUGCCCCUUUGGCUGUAGAUGAGGUGCCAGAAACUCUAGAUUCAGAUAGUAGUGGUUUUGAUGAAGUUAAAAAAGAAUCUGGAGAAGUGGCACUUCUCAGUAAAACUUCCUCUGAUGAAGACACCACCAAACAAUUAAAAGACUUUAAUUCAAAAAAAGUUUGGUCAGAUGGGCUGCCUUCUUUUCUUUCGAGUUCCUCUGGCUCUGAGACUUCCAGUGUAGCAGAUGAAAAUAAUGAAAUUUCAAAUAAAACAAGUUUGACAGUGGAUGGUAAGGCAAAUGAUCCUGUGACUGAAGACGUCAAACCCCCUCCUUUGGCUGGGGCCAAUGUUAUGAAUAUUAUAUUGGUAGCUGCUGAGUGUGCUCCAUGGUCUAAAACAGGUGGGCUAGGAGAUGUUGCUGGUUCUUUGCCAAAGGCUUUGGCUCGGCGUGGACAUCGGGUUAUGGUAGUAGCACCGAUGUAUGGGAAUUAUGCUGAACCCCAAAAUACAGGAAUUCGGAGGAUUUAUAAGGUGGAUCGGCAGGAUAUGGAAGUUAAUUACUUUCAAGCCUAUAUCGAUGGUGUGGACUUUGUCUUCAUUGAGAGUCCUAUGUUUCGCCAUUUGGAGCAUAAUAUAUAUGGAGGAAAUCGAAUGGAUAUUUUAAAACGCAUGGUAUUAUUUUGCAAGGCAGCUGUUGAGGUUCCUUGGUAUGUUCCAUGUGGUGGUGUCUGCUAUGGAGAUGGAAAUUUGGCUUUCAUUGCAAACGAUUGGCAUACAGCAUUGUUGCCAGUGUAUCUGAAGGCGUACUAUCGGGACAAUGGUUUAAUGCAAUAUACGAGAUCCAUCCUUGUAAUUCAUAACAUAGCUCACCAGGGCCGGGGGCCUAUUGAUGAUUUCACCUAUGUCGAUCUGCCGGAACACUACAGGAAUCUUUUUAAAUUUUAUGAUCCUGUAGGAGGUGAGCACUUCAAUAUCUUUGCAGCUGGUUUAAAGACAGCAGACCGCGUGGUUACUGUUAGCCAUGGAUACUCCUGGGAGCUUAAAACUCCUGAAGGUGGUUGGGGUUUGCAUGGUAUCAUAAACGAGAAUGACUGGAAAUUUAGGGGUAUUGUGAAUGGGAUUGAUACAAAAGACUGGAACCCACAAUGUGAUGUUCACUUGACAUCAGAUGGUUACACAAACUACUCCCUUGAAACACUUAAAACUGGCAAGCCUCAGUGCAAGGCUGCCUUACAGAAGGAGCUUGGUCUGCCCAUCCGGGAGGAUGUCCCGGUGAUCGGUUUCAUUGGGAGACUGGAUCACCAGAAAGGUGUUGAUCUAAUAGCUGAGGCAAUCCCAUGGAUGAUGGAUCAGGACGUGCAACUAAUCAUGUUGGGCACUGGCAGACCUGACCUGGAGCAGAUGCUCAGGCAGUUUGAGAACCAACACCAAGACAAAAUCAGGGGCUGGGUCGGUUUUUCUGUGAAGACGGCUCACCGGAUAACUGCUGGUUCAGAUAUUUUGCUCAUGCCAUCAAGAUUUGAGCCUUGUGGACUGAACCAACUGUAUGCUAUGAACUAUGGGACAGUUCCAGUUGUGCAUGCUGUUGGUGGGCUGAGAGAUACCGUGCAACCUUUUGAUCCAUUCAAUGAGUCAGGGCUUGGGUGGACAUUUGACAGUGCUGAUGCAAGUAGGCUAAUACAUGCAUUAGGAAACUGCUUAUACACAUACCGAGACUACAAGCAGAGUUGGGAAGGACUCCAGAGACGAGGGAUGAUGCAAGACCUGAGUUGGGACAAUGCUGCUCACAAUUACGAGGAGGUCCUUGUUGCUGCCAAGUACCAAUGGUGAGUGUUUUGUAUUUUGACAUUUACAAUUUUAACUUCUUGCAAGCUCUAUCGAAGUCGGCUCACGCAUCUGGGGCUCGUCGGUGCUUGGAAAAGAAACUGUGAAUUGUUUUGGGCGUAAAUAUCGUUGGAAGAUAUUCUUUGUUACCGUUUUUGGGACUGGCCAAGGAGUUCCCUUGCGUGGAUUAUAUGGGCCACUUGACCUUCUAUUUUUUACCUUGACUACAAUUAAUGUGUAACCAAAGGAAGUGAAAUUCAAUGUUUCUUGUUGGUAAAAGAUGGGAUGAAUAAUGGCCAAAUGCAAAGGCUGACAUUAUGUUA